Messenger RNA from Cladophialophora immunda, 2772 nucleotides. RefSeq lists its product as uncharacterized. Bases 224 to 2632 code for a protein of 802 amino acids. The transcript has 3 exons. NCBI's taxonomy places the organism in Eukaryota, Fungi, Ascomycota, Eurotiomycetes, Chaetothyriales, Herpotrichiellaceae. The record is from RefSeq and is a predicted model, not a curated record.
UCAUGAUUCUUCAGUUGAAAGGCGUCUGCCAGUGGUUCGAAACUCAAGAGACGUUCUGGGGUGGACAAGGAUGAAGCUCGGGCUUGACUAUGAUUUGAGCCUGGAAAUCUAUAAGAACGACCUCCAGUUCUCAACACCUUCAGGCACAAAACAUCUCUGAUGAAGAAUAGUCCUGACUACAUCAAGUACACUACAGAUUCUAUUACCGUUCUCGUUGUCAGACAUGGACCCGGAACCGCUCAACAACCCAGUCAAUGGGCUGUCAUUUCACUCCUCCACCGCCGCCGCUGACUCUGCCGGCAUUGUCGAGGAAAGAUUCGAAGUACGAUUCCUCAGUCCGCAAGUGCCUCCUCACAAAGAGGAAUGGCGGAAAAUAGACAUCGAGCAAGUCAGACUUGCCGAGGAAGAUAUGAGAGACUACAAAGACUAUGUGGAUACUCUCUGCAACCGCCUCCCACGAUCCUUCGAACGUCUGAAGAAGUUCUUGGAAAGAGGUAAUUGUAGAUGCACCGACAAUUGCCAAUGCUUUUUCAGAGCUCCUCAGGAGGAUGUCGGGUCUUGCACGUGCAUAGCCACAGGAGGUAAUUGUGACUGCACCGAGACAGAAGACCCCAAAGAAAAAGAUCCGCAGACAAACUAUCCCAGGGUGAUAGGAAGCUGCUCCUGUCCCAGAAGGACUUAUCAUGCCAACAGAACCCCUGAUCAGCUGGAGAAUCCAUCGGUCGACGAAUGUGUGCGAAUAUAUUCCAUCAAUCCAAAGCAACAGGAGAACUGGGACGAGUUCCUGAAAGUGGUGGAGUAUCGGGCGAGUGAUCCGACUGAUUUCAAAAGGCUUCAGACUCGAUUACUUCUCCCACAGGACGAAUGCCGAAUCAUCACAGUAAGCCACCUCAGUCCGAAUGUAACAAAACUCCUCGGAGCAAAAUUCCAGAUUUCGGCGGACUUCUUCAACCGUCACCUUCCUGGAACAGAAGCCAUAUCCGGCAGACUCGUCUCUAGGCUCCCGUCGUCAGUCCAGAUCGAUUUCGACGAAAUCUACGAGAGUAGUCUUAGAGCGGGUGAACUGUGGCCGGAGGCGAAACUCGACACGCAGGAUGACUAUGCUAUCGAAGGGCAUAAUAGCAUCAGAGACAAUAUCGAAAAGCACUUUUUAUUCCCCGUGGGAUGGGAUCAUUUCCCCAUAUCGCGGCAAGACUUCAUCGCCAGCACGACUAAUGUUGGCCUCAAGUCCGGUUACGAAGUCCUACUGAAGGACCACAACGACAAGAUGAAGAAUGUCUUCCAAUUCAAUCUUUUACAUAGGAUCUCAAUCUAUUCAGAACCCGUGGGUCAUCCACGAACAGCGGUUAUCAUAUUUUAUCCGACUCUGCCAGUUCAUGCCCCAGGCCUUGCUAAAAAGGAAACGGAGAAAGAUCUGCCCCUCGAUGAGCAACCGUGCAAAUGUAGCCUCCACACAGGCGAGAAAACCAUUCGUUUUCGGUCUAUACCCAACGCGAUACCCACGCCGAAGAAACUUCAGGCGAUCUUAGAAGACAAAGAGCUCUCGAAGUGGGAGGAGCAACGACAAAAACAAGCUUUUGCCUCUGCAUAUGACACUGUGUUGAAAUUGCAGCUCAAGGAUUGGCUUCGAGAUAACGAAAAGAGGCAGAGUCCCAAGAAGAGCGCGCCGAAGGACCUGUUUGGGUCUAUUGUCGGCGGAAUAAGUACUUCUGAGCAGCCGAAACGCACAGAUGUCGAUAAAUUCAUUCGAAUCUUCGCCUCCCCGGUGUUCCGCCUCGUCUCUGCAAAUUGGGCGCGGCUUGUCGUGCGGCGAAGCUUUGAUCUCGACUUGUUGGAAUGGCGAUCCGCCAACUGUCUGAGAAGCACGACGGUGGAGGAGAUCAAAUCACGGCGUGUGGCAAUCACGCGUCACCAAAGAGACAUUGACGCGAGUAUCGACAUUCUGCAUUCCUUGGCCUGGGGAGAGAGACAUUCUAAUCUCGAAGAAACCCACCAAACGCUCCCGUCCAUCAAUCUCGGCCGCCCAAAUGGUUUCGUCGCCAAAAACGAGGAUCAGGACUCUUGGUGGAGCAUCUAUUGGGAUUUCUACGAACUGAAGCAGUCCAUGGACGCUCUUGAAAAACGGGCGACCAAGAUCUACGACAGCCUGGUGGGCGAGAUUCAAGUCGUCAACCUCGAGAACUCUGAGAGCUGCAGCCGGCGCGCGCAGACUCUCAACAGGGUUGCAUUCCUCUUCACCCUGUGUCUGCUUCCGUUUACCGCCGUGCCUGCAGUCUACCAAACAACCAGAGGCGUGGAUCCACCGGCGGACGGCGGCAGUUUUGCCAGAUGGAUCUGCUAUACCACGCUCAUCGUCUUUGCCGUAAUGGUCACUUUUGUCUUGGCCUUCGACCUCUGGGACAUGGACUACCUGCAUCAGCGUGGCUUCCUCAGGCCUUUCAAGUCGUGGGAGGACCAUGCAAAGGAAUAUGUCAUCGAAAGGGCCGCGUGGAAAGGAGUGAUCCAGAAUGUGAAUGACCAGCGGAGUUGGCACAACCGCAAGUGCGAUUUGUUCCCGCCAUUUGCGACGCUCAAGCAGUUCUUCCGUGAACCUCGACUACCGACCAGAGACCCAGUGGUCACUUUGCCAUGAAAGACGCACAAGUCACAGGCUUUUGACGUCGCUACAGGCUUGUCGUGGGAUUACAAUCGUCAGCACUGCAUAGCAGCAUGCUACCUAAAAAGUCGUCUUUCCUCGCGUUAAAUGAAGGGAUAUCAGUUGUUGAGAUAUGG